Molecule: messenger RNA, 2123 nt
Organism: Drosophila innubila
Lineage: Eukaryota; Metazoa; Arthropoda; Insecta; Diptera; Drosophilidae
Product: putative mediator of RNA polymerase II transcription subunit 26
Exons: 3
Coding region: 232-1704 (490 amino acids)
Cellular component (GO): nucleus
Molecular function (GO): DNA binding
Source: RefSeq, a predicted model, not a curated record
ACGAGACGAACGCACCGCGCAAACACACACGCACACACAUACACAGACAGCAACAACAUGCACACAUACAGUGAAACAAACGACAGAACUGCGACUACGACAAUGUUGGAGGAGUGCUGCUGUGAAAAAUUAAACAAAAGUGUUAAAUUGGAUAUUUAAAAACACAACGAGGGCGAAAAUAAAACAUUCAACAUUUCAUCCCAACGCAGAUUCUUAAAAAAACUCGUCAACAUGGAUCGAGUCACAAAGCCGCAGAAGAAGAUGCUCAUCACGUUGCUGCGUGAGACGAAAUACAUGGAGGGCAAGAAGGAGAAGGAAUGGUAUUGGGAGAAGAUUCAAGCGGCGCUAAACACCAUUGGACCCAAGAAGACCAUAAUACAGUGGAAAAAGUGUUGGCGCGACAUGCGUCUGACGACAAGAAAAAAGCUGGCCGAACUGAAGCGCUGUCAGUUAUCUGGCGGAUCGCCGCCGCCGGGCAUUGAGCUUAACCAGGAGGACAAUGAUAUCAUCGACAUUGUGGGCACAGAAUACUUCUACGAGGAGAUGAACGGCGAACUGAAGCCGGAAAACUUUAUGACCGGCUUUGACUACGUGCCGGAGCACUUCUGCGAUGCCAUACUUACUGCUGCUGCGGGUCAGCAGCAACAGCACAUGCAGCACCCCAAGGAUCCGCAGUCUCAUAGUGGCCAACAACCGCAGGAUCAUCACACGAACGAUGGCGAGACAAACGAUGCGCCUGGUUCCUCAAACGGCGGCUCCUAUCAGGGCCAGAAUGUGACCCAGUUGCAGACGCAUAACGGUGGCGGUGGGGAGCAUGGCAACGGCAACGGCUCACAGUCGCAUCCGGGAAUGCCACAGCAUCCAGCAUUUCAUGGUGGUCUGCAUCCGCAUCUCCUGCGGCGCCAGCACACAAACGCCGCGUUACAACGAGAGACGCCUUUUGAAGAAAAGCUGCUCCAGUUUAUGCAAGAUGCGUUUCCCAAGAAGAGUAAAAAGCGCAAGCAACGUGAUCCGGACAAGCUUUUUUUGCUGUCGCUUUAUGAGGAGAUCAAACGAGUUCCAGAGGAGAUACGACUGGACGUGAAGUCAGAGCUGAUGCAGAUUUUAAAGAAAUAUCAGAAGAAGUCACCCGUCAAGGCGGAGAAGUCAUCAGCGUCCACGUCUUCUGCCUCCAAGCAGAGCAGCAAUAGCAGCAGCAGUUCGGCUGCGGCCCAUCUUUCUCAUAGUAUGUACCAAUUACAGAAGAAAUAUGAGAAGGGAGAAAAGGAGCCGUCGCCGCAGUCACAGGUGGAUCCUGUUCCGCUUCACGCACCUCAGCAGCUACCGCUGUUCCAGCUGCAGAAGAAGUACGAAGAAAGCGCCGAGAAGGUGCAUCAACAGCAAAGCGAGCAGCGCAAACUCGAGGCUGCCCACCAGCAGCAACAUGCCGCCCAUCAGCAGCCUCCUCCGCCGCCCAAUGAGCAGCAUCUGCAUCAUCCGCAGAUGGCGCACAACAUCAUGUUCCCGCUGGCUCAGUUACGCAAUGAGCAACCGCCGGCGCAGCAACAUCACGCCCAUAAUCCACAUCAGCAGCAACAGCAUCCCCACCAGCAACAACAGCAGCAGUCCCAGCAGCAUCACCCGCCAACGAUCUUUGGCUCAGCGGCAAGUGCAGCCGCUAUGAGCACGGAUCGUCCAGCGAUGUCCUACGAGAAUGUCGGGUGAAUGUUGAGCCGUCUGUGGGAAGCCACUUGUGGAGCGCGCCCUUCGACGGUGUCCCCCACGACGGCAGACGCGCACAACUGUUAGCAACAUGCAACAUGCAACAAGCAACCAGCGACUAACAGCUUGCAACCAGCAACUGUUAGCCACCAAACCCAGCUCAUUGCGUCGGAUCAGGCUCGAUGAUAUCGUCGACCACUGUCGCCCAUUAAUCUGUCGGAACUGUGUGCAAAAUUGUUUCAAACAUUAGGUUUUACUCGUACUUCUAAUCCUUAUGCUAGUUUAUCAAGUAGCCAUGAAAUGAUCUUCAUGUAAAUGCCAACGGAACAAUCCAAAGGCGACAAAAUCAUCAAUAAUUAUGUAUUAAAACUAUACAUAAUUUAUUUAAUAAAAUAAAUAUGGAAAUUGUGACUUUAUUUUCA